AUGUUUUCUGCCAAGCCUUCCAGACCAAAGCCUUCCAGUGAGAGACCAAAGCCUUCCAGUGAGAGACCAAAGCCUUCCAGUGAGAGACCAAAGCCUUCUAGUGAGGGACCAAAGCCUUCCAGACCAACGCCUUCCAGUGAGAGACCAAAGCCUUCCUUUGAGAGUCCAAAGCCAUCCAGUGAGAGACCAAAGCCUUCUAGUGAGAGACCAAAGCCUUCCAGUGAGAGUCCAAAGCCAUCCAGUGAGAGACCAAAGCCUUCCAAUGAGAGACCAAAGCCUUCCAGUGAGAGACCAAAGCCUUCCAGUGAGAGACCAAAGCCUUCUAGUGAGAGACCAAAGCCUUCCAGUGAGAGACCAAAGCCUUCCAGUGAGAGACCAAAGCCUUCUAGUGAGAGACCAAAGCCUUCCAGUGAGAGACCAAAGCCUUCCAGUGAGAGACCAAAGCCUUCCAAUGAGAGACCAAAUCCUUCCAGUGAGAGACCAAAGCCUUCCAGACCAAAGCCUUCCAGUGAGAGACCAAAGCCUUCCAGACCAAAUCCUUCCAGUGAGAGACCAAAGCCUUCCACUGAGAAACCAAAGCCUUCCAGUGAGAGACCAAAGCCUUCCAGUGAGAGACCAACACCUUCCAGGGAGAGACCAAAGCCUUCUAGUGAGAGACCAAAGCCUUCCAGUGAGAGACCAAAGCCUUCCAGUGAGAGACCAACACCUUCCAGUGAGAGACCAAAGCCUUCCAGUGAGAGACCAAAGCCUUCCAGUGAGAGACCAAAGCCUUCCAGACCAAAGCCUUCCAGUGAGAGACCAAAGCCUUCCAGUGAGAGACCAAAGCCUUCUAGUGAGAGACCAAAGCCUUCGACUGAGAGACCAAAGCCUUCCAGACCAAAGCCUUCCACUGAGAGACCAAAGCCUUCCAGAACAAAGCCUUCCUGA
Oncorhynchus kisutch (coho salmon) is the source of this 927-nucleotide messenger RNA. Its product is annotated as cell surface glycoprotein 1-like. The coding region runs from base 1 to 927 and encodes 308 amino acids. The record is from RefSeq and is a predicted model, not a curated record. Lineage: Eukaryota; Metazoa; Chordata; Actinopteri; Salmoniformes; Salmonidae. The transcript has a single exon.